This is a messenger RNA of Rhipicephalus sanguineus (brown dog tick), 711 nucleotides long. RefSeq lists its product as uncharacterized. The transcript has 5 exons. NCBI's taxonomy places the organism in Eukaryota, Metazoa, Arthropoda, Arachnida, Ixodida, Ixodidae. The record is from RefSeq and is a predicted model, not a curated record. The coding region runs from base 118 to 711 and encodes 197 amino acids.
CGUUGCGCAAGAGACUGAGAACGACCGAUGACUCCUGUUUAUAGUUGCUUGGCUCUAUGAAACAAAACUCUCGUGCUAGUUGUCACGUAUGCGCUUGCUCAGCAAACAGUACCUGAGAUGAUAUUCCUCCUCUUUUGGCUACUUCUUCCAGCUAUCCUGUUUGCCCCGGAAGCUCCACCUUCUCUCAUUGCUACGGGCCACUCGAAUCCCCAGCCGAAGAGGGUGAAAUGCUUCUACUUCAAGACGCGGCCGCUGCGCACCUACUGCCACGUUCUUGGCCUGACGGGUAUCAUCACGGCACAAGUGGCCGAGGAAGAGUGUCGUGCCAUAUCCAUGGACAUUAUCAGCAUGAAUACCACGCCCAUGCAUCGACUCUGCACUCUGAUGAAGCACUUCGGUCUCGAGGAGCACAAACUCUGGCUUGCUGACGUAUUGGAUCGAUCUGACACUCUUACAUGGGAUGAGUGCAACAUUGAAGUGCUGGCCGCAAAUGUAACAAAGGCGCCUUCGAAUUGCACCAUCUGCAAUAUCGCAGUCGUUUGCGACGCGGGGUUCUACCACUCGAAUGGAUCGAAUUGCAUUGUCAUGGAACACAACAAUGAAGACGUCGAAUAUUGCUAUCACGAUGAUAAGGCCAGCGCAGCCGAGAGUCGCCAGAACUGCCUAGACCAGCCAUCGCCGUCGUCGAUGCUAUGGAAGGACGACUGCUGA